UGCUAGCUGGGGGCGAUGCUAACUCACAUUAGCAUCCGCUCGCACUCUGCUUGGAUGGACAUUGAAGCAGCUUUCCAGGUCGUCGGAGAGUUUGGGCCUUAUCAAAAACGAGCGGUGACCGUGCUCGUCCUGGCGCAGGUUUACAUGGCUUGUCAGUCCAUGUUGAUUGUUCUGGUUGGUUACACACCAGAGUACCGGAUUGAGCAUCAGAAAGACACCCCCUCCAGUCAGCUUGUCCUGCAGCAACACGUCUCCUUUACAGAGGACGUCAGCACCAUAGUGACUGAGUGGUUUCUCAUCAAGCAGCAGGCCUAUAAGGUCAAUCUCGCUGGGUCUCUCUUCUUCACCGGCCUCCUGGUUGGAAAUGUGAUCUUUGGACCUCUCUCCGACAAGAUCGGCAGGAGACCAGUUUAUCUGACAGGUUUGUUUUUUGAGGUGAUCUUUGGUUAUCUGACUGCCUUUGCACCCAGCUAUGAGGUCUUUGCCGCAUCGCGUCUUUUGGUGGGUCUGAUGAACGGCGGCAUUGGCCUUGUUUGCUUCGUCCUCACUCAGGAGUACGUGGGGAAGUCCUACUGGGCCAUGACCGGAACGCUGACUAGUAUGAUUUUUGCUGUCGGCAUCACGCUGUUCGGACCUCUGGGAUACUUCAUUCAGCCAUGGAGGACUCUGGCUGCAGCAGCCAACUCUUCAGGUGUUCUGAUCUUCCUGCUGUCUGUAACUCUUCCAGAAUCACCUCGUUGGCUUUAUUCUCAGGGCCAAACGGAGCGAGCUGAAGAGGUUCUGCAACACAUGGCUUUGAGAAACGGAAACAAUGCCAACAAACUGAUUCUGCAGCGUGUUGGGUCUGCAAAACCCGGUAACCGUGGCAACAGGCGGGCCGGCGUCCUGCAACUGGUGGUCCACCCAGUCCUCCGCCUGCGGACGAUGGUGCUCAUGUACGUGUGGUAUGCGUGCAGCCUGGUGUAUUAUGGUCUGACUCUGGGGGCCAGCGAGACGUCCGGAAACCGUUUUAUUAACGUUUCCAUGUAUGGGCUGGUGGAGCUGCCUGCCUACCCUCUCUGCAUUUACUUUAUUAAUAAAAACUGGGCUGGGAGGAGGAAAAGCAUGUCCAGUUUCCUGUGUCUCGCCGGCUUCGCCUGCCUCUGCACCACGUUUGUCCCUGAGAACGCAGGAACUUUACUGUCUUUAGCUCUGCUGGGAAAACUGAUGGUCAGCGCCGCGUUCAACAUCGCCUACGUUUACUCGUCUGAGCUCUACCCUACUGUGAUCAGAAAUGCCGGGUUAGGAGUUUGCUCCAUGUCCUGCAGAGUUGGAGGAAUUCUCGCUCCUUUCGUUCCUUCCAUGCGAGCGCUGCACACCUCCAUGCCCUUCACGAUCUUCUGCCUGAGUGGCCUGUCUGCUGGAUGCGUGGGCCUCCUGCUGCCUGAGACCCUCAACAGGCCAGCAGCUGAGACUCUGGAGGACCUGAGCAGCCCGACCCAUAGCCGGGUUCUGGAGAGCAAGGCUCUGCUGUAUGAAGACGACAACAGGAAGUCAAACCCUAAGUGAGUCUAGUGGCCUGGUCUUCAUCUGCUAAUCCUGCAGGAGCAGCUUUCUCAGCCUGAACUCAGAGGACCAAUUGACCUCUGGGUUUUCAGUUAUUGUCUGUGACAUCACAACCGAGAUGCUGCGGAAAUGCUCUGCAGCUUCUGCCUUAAGUCCUGAGUCCUGCAGAACAGUUGCUGCCUUUCCUGUCGGAAAACAGGACGUUUGGAAACGUGUACCUUCCAGAGAUGCAGAAGAAUUGGGUUUUCAUCUGGAGACUGAUUGUGAAACAUUCCUGUUGUGAGCACUUUCCAUUCCAGGAGAAAAUGUAUUUUUUUUUUCAAACAAUGGUAAUUUUUAUGUUCUUUCAUAAAUGAGCCAGUAUUUGAGUCGGUGUAGGAGGAGUUUCCCGGUGAACUCCAGAGGGACUUCGGGUGAAACGUGAGCUUCUGAGAGCAGAGUUGACGUUUCAGAUGGAGUCCCAUUGGCCCAUCAGAGCUGUGUGAUGAUGGGACAGUUCCACUGAAGUUAUUGGUGAUUCAUUGUGUUUUCACUUUGGUUAAAAUGACUCUGACCUGCACUGUGAAAGGUUGAAGUGUCAGAUGACAAGCUGCAGAGCGUUCUCACACUCAGCACUCAGUGUGUUCAUCCGUCAGACCAGUUGCUGGCUGGGUUCUUACUGGUGUUAAAGGAUUUAGUCUCGGGGUGUAGACUUCAAACUGGUGAUAAUAAAGGCUCUAAAAGAAGAAGGCAACUGAACUUUGGUUUCUUAUAUGUUUAUGUAUUUAGCAGACGCUUUUGUCCAAAGCGACUUACAAGUGAUAAUCGGCAUGUUGCCCUUGAGGCUAACAACGACAACAAUGAAAAACCUUGAAGCCGAAAACCAAAGAAGUCCAGUUGCCUUCAUUUGUACCCUUUUGGAUUAGCAUGACCUGGACGACUGAGAACCUUCACCAGCAUAUUGAUACAGAAACCUUCAUCUGCAGGUUUAUAUUCUGAGCACUUUAUCCAAACACACAGUACCUCCGUAACAAAACUCAUCGGAUUCUCCGGUUUUCAGGUGAAUUCUCUAAAGUCAUUUUUAUUUUUUUAAGUUCCUCACGGGGAUUUUUGAAGGUGGUGGGAUGACCCCGAAUCAGUGACAACUGGGCUAUUUCUCUAUAGCUUUCAAAAUAAAAGCUGCUGCUCAUAAGUUUACUGAUUUUAAAAGAUAAAAUCCGGAUUGACUUGUUCUAGCUCAGCUGCUGAGAUGAAUGAGCACUUUGAACCCAUUUUCAUUCAUUCCUACAGAUUUCAAUGUAAGUGAAUUUGUUGGCUUAGUAAAAUUUUUAUUAUGUUUCUGUUUUGUUUAGAAAAAUUUCCAAUCUGUUAAUAACUGUCCCCUUUGAAAAUGUCCAGGUAGGACAACCCCCCCCCC
Nothobranchius furzeri (turquoise killifish) is the source of this 2941-nucleotide messenger RNA. It is a transcript of the gene slc22a15, whose product is annotated as solute carrier family 22 member 15. NCBI's taxonomy places the organism in Eukaryota, Metazoa, Chordata, Actinopteri, Cyprinodontiformes, Nothobranchiidae. Gene Ontology annotation, biological process: transmembrane transport. Gene Ontology annotation, cellular component: membrane. Gene Ontology annotation, molecular function: transmembrane transporter activity. The record is from RefSeq and is a predicted model, not a curated record.